UCAUACACUACCAGCCACUCUUCUCAACGACACUCUUAUCUGCGCUCGUGUUCUCGAAGAUGGCCUCUCGCCGCAAAUGCAAAGAUGCUACGGCCGUCCGCAUCGACAACGAUAUCUCCGAAAUAUGUCGAAUUUGGGGUAUGACAUACUUUGAGCUCGAAAGACUUCUUUCCAGCAAUGGAUUGAGCAACUCCAGUGGCAAACCCACGCCCAAUAUCAAAGACUGGGCAGUUACAAUAAGCAGAUAUCUGAAGAGAUUGGCCACUCUCGAAGCUGAUCCACAAACUGCUAUGGGACUCAUUCUUUUCGAAUCAAAGAAAAGAAAUGAUGAUGAUGCGCGUACUUUCCAUGCCUUUAGGGGCAUUCUUGGUGUUGACGUGGAUCGUGCUGUAAAAGCUCUGGAAUCUCGCAAUGGUGCUGCUCAUCGAGUGGGUACUAUCACCCGACCCCAGGAGCGCACUACGGGCCCUACGAAUGAAAACAUCAAUCAAGGCAAUCAAAAUAGCCACCAGUUGACCGCCCAUCAGGCACCACUCAACUCAAACAAUCGAAACGGCCAGCCGGCCAUUACUGAAGGUCCUAUACGCAACGCAAAUGCUCGCCCAAAUAUUCCUAACAUGGCCCCUCCUGUUGAUCGCAAUGGGCUUCCACCUCUCCACGACGUUUCUCUGCAGAUGGCAUUCAGCGAGUUUUGGCCACGUUAUGCAAUGCCCGCGCUAGGAAUUCACGGGGCAAUGACGACUAACGAGAUUAACGUCAAACUUGAGUUCGUCCAGCAUUUGAUGGACCUGGAAAGGAGUGAGAAAGCAGUGGUACAGAAAGAGGCACAAGCAAUACAGAGAUUGGUGGACGCGGAAAAGCACCAGGUCACCCUCGAGAAGUUGGAGCUGAACAAGCAGUAUCUGGAGGCGAUCAAGAGGGAGAAGCAGAUGAGGGGGGAGAUGUAGAGAUUGGAAGACGACGUGGCCUCGAUAAAUCCUAUGGACAUGGCGAUGGUCAAGAUACGUGUGCUUGCAUUAGUAAGGCGAAAGGAAGCUACAUCAUGCUGCUUACCGCUUUGAAAACAAUGUCAUCAUCAAGCCUCUGGCUUUUAGGGAUCGGAGGCAUGUUAAAGAGAGCGUGAUCGGAUAGUCAUUAGAGUUGUAGGUAACUCGUUAUGAAC
Molecule: messenger RNA, 1162 nt
Organism: Pseudovirgaria hyperparasitica
Lineage: Eukaryota; Fungi; Ascomycota; Dothideomycetes; Acrospermales; Acrospermaceae
Exons: 2
Coding region: 60-947 (295 amino acids)
Source: RefSeq, a predicted model, not a curated record